Fusarium falciforme is the source of this 621-nucleotide messenger RNA. RefSeq lists its product as hypothetical. Gene Ontology annotation, cellular component: cytosolic large ribosomal subunit; ribosome. Lineage: Eukaryota; Fungi; Ascomycota; Sordariomycetes; Hypocreales; Nectriaceae. The coding region runs from base 178 to 621 and encodes 147 amino acids. The record is from RefSeq and is a predicted model, not a curated record. The transcript has 2 exons. Gene Ontology annotation, molecular function: structural constituent of ribosome; RNA binding. Gene Ontology annotation, biological process: ribosomal large subunit biogenesis; translation.
AAAGUCCUUAGCGAUUUCAAGGUCCGCGAGGCUCCAGAAAACAACCAACUAACGGGACAGCAUAAUCGACAACUGGUAUGAACACCGACUCCUACGAUCGCAGUUACAUUCGAGCAAUCACUGCGCGCGACUUUUGAAUCUUACGACUAAUCGACCGCUGCACAGAUCACCGUCACAAUGGGCGACGCAGUCAUUGAGGGUUCGAACUGGCGCCUCGUCGAGGUCGGCCGUGUCGUUGUCAUCAACGGCGACCACCCCUUCGCGGGCCGCCUGGCCACGAUCGUCGAGAUCAUCGACCACAAGCGAGUUCUCGUCGACGGUCCUUCCGCCAAGCCCGAGCUCGCCGUUCCCCGACAAGCCGUUCCCCUCAACAAGGUCCUCCUCUCUUCCCUUAUCAUCGAGGGCCUCAACCGCGGCUCCCGAACCGGCACCGUCCGAAAGGCCUGGGAGAAGGCCGAGAUCGACUCCAAGUGGGAGCAGACCAACUGGGCCAAGAAGCGGGAUCAGAUUGAGCGGAGGAAGGGUCUCACCGACUUCGACCGCUUCAAGGUUCUCCGACUCAAGAAGCAGCGACGAUUCGAGGAGCGCAAGGCUCUGGCCAAGGUCAAGGCCUCCGCAUAA